UGCAGACAUAAUCUGAGGAAGGAAUCGAAUUGAAUCAUAUAUAUCGUUAACGAGGAGCAUCCACCUAGCUAGCUAUCUGGAAUUGAAGAAUUGAAGAUCGAAGAUGGAGAUGCGGUCAUGGUGGAUCUGGAAAUGCUAUUUGAUUGUGUUGAUGUUGUUGAGAGGCAGUAAUGGCGUGGAGAGCUUCGUAGGCAUGAACUGGGGCAGAUACGCGACGCAUCAAUUGGUGGCGUCGUCGGCGGUGGAUUUGCUGCUUCAGAACGGGAUUUCUGACGUCAGAAUAUUUGCGCCGCGGCCUAGCGUUAUGGUGGCCUUUGAACAGAGCUCCAUCGGCGUCACCGUCACCUUGUCCAGAGACUUCAUUCUCAGAGACAAAUAUGUUUCCAAUCUCCAGAACGUUAGCAACUGGAUAGUUGAACUUCUUCUGCCACCCAUUCGAAAUAAAGUCAACAUUACGUAAGUCCGUCCAUCCAUAGUCCAUACCAUACGCCUUUCAAUCAUAUAUUCAUCUC
Messenger RNA from Ipomoea triloba (trilobed morning glory), 512 nucleotides. Its product is annotated as glucan endo-1,3-beta-glucosidase 5-like. The record is from RefSeq and is a predicted model, not a curated record. NCBI's taxonomy places the organism in Eukaryota, Viridiplantae, Streptophyta, Magnoliopsida, Solanales, Convolvulaceae. Gene Ontology annotation, biological process: carbohydrate metabolic process. Gene Ontology annotation, molecular function: hydrolase activity, hydrolyzing O-glycosyl compounds. Gene Ontology annotation, cellular component: plasma membrane. The coding region runs from base 104 to 460 and encodes 118 amino acids. The transcript is spliced from 2 exons.